This is a messenger RNA of Phyllotreta striolata, 1157 nucleotides long. The record is from the annotation of a GenBank genome assembly. Lineage: Eukaryota; Metazoa; Arthropoda; Insecta; Coleoptera; Chrysomelidae.
AUGUACCCCAUAGAGUUGGAUCUGGAUUUCCUGGAGAGACGCCAGCAUGCCACUUCAGGAGCAUCAGGAUGCCAGGAGAACGGUCAGGAGCAGGAGCAGCGAUCGCCGAUCGAGAUCAGUCCAGAAUCGGUCGACAGGAUUAAGGUUAUUUUAUUGGGGGCGCCGGCCGUUGGCAAGACGUCCAUAAUACAACAAUUCGUAUGGAACGACUUCUGCGACGAGUACGUCCCGACGGAGCGGAAGCACACCUACUACCCGUCGGUGAUAACGAACGAGCGCCUCUACGAGAUCAAGAUCUCUGACCUGCCGGUGAUCCCCUACUUCCCGGUGAAUUCGUACUACGAAUGGGCGAACUACCGGUACUACGGGCUGCGCAGCGCCACCGCCUACGUGCUGGUGUUCGAUCUGUCGAACAUCGACACGUUCCAGUACGUCCGAACGCUGCGCGAGCAGAUCUGCGAGUCGCGCAACAUGCAAAACGUGCCGCUGCUGGUGGUGGGCAACAAGCAGGACCUGGUGGGGCCCGAUGGGACGGCUGGCGGCGGCGGCGGCAAGCCGGCGAUAACGGGCGGCGUCGACGAGAAGCGCAGGGACAUCGUGAAUUUGGUGAAGAAACAUUGGAAGUCGGGUUAUAUCGAAUGUAGCGCCAAGUACAAUUGGAAGGUAGUGGCCGUAUUUAAGGAGUUGAUCAAUAUGAUCGAUAGUUUGAGUAGCAGGGAUCAGAGCCCGAUGAUAGAUAAUAUUCAGGAAGCUUUAGAUAGGAAUAAGUGUAUUGUUAUUUGAUUCGUUUCGAAGGUUUUUUGGUUCGUUUACGAGCGGUUUCGGUGAAUUUUUUUUUUCUGGUAUUAAAUUGUCUAAAGGAAGUUCUGGUUGGUUGGUAACGAAUGGUUUGCUACCAAUAUUGAUCAAAUGCAAAUUUAUCAAUUGGACUCCGAUAUCACAUCGAUAAACAAUCACACAUUUUUGCCAAUUCCUCAACGUUUUGGGUAAGCAAUAAAGUAAAAUAACCCAAACUUUUACUUACAAUGGCCAGUUAUAACAUACCAUAUUAUUUAGCAAUAAAUAAAAACAUACAAUAAUUUUAUAAAGGUUUAAUACUGCGAAAUUCAAAAGUAUCAACAAUAUACUUUAACAAGAGAUUUAGUUAAUAUACUUAA